This is a messenger RNA of Tuber aestivum (summer truffle), 4354 nucleotides long. NCBI's taxonomy places the organism in Eukaryota, Fungi, Ascomycota, Pezizomycetes, Pezizales, Tuberaceae. The record is from the annotation of a GenBank genome assembly.
GAGGGAUCUACCGGUAUGAUACGAUGCGAGUAUAUUGAGCCCUAAUAGCCCAGCACUCUAUUUCGGUCCUCUCAUCUACCGUACAAUGGUACCUGUAGUCCUAAGUCCCAGUCCCCUUGUGCCCAGAGCAUUGAAUCGGUUAUGUAUGUUACGCUAGAGAGGCAGCCACAGCGCAGUAUGAUACUGGAGGACCGGUAGUUGUGCAGGUCUGUAAAACCUGGCCCUCCGGAAAUUCACAAAGCAUAAAGUUUGAGAAGAUAUUUGCCUGUCAAUGCUCGAGCCUCGCAUGAUACUUGUACCAGCACAAGGAAACACAGCCUUAAUCAGAGUGAGGGGGAAAUACCGGUAAGAGGGAAGGGUGCUGUAACCAGCUUAGUAAAUCGUGAGGAAAAUUUUCCCAGUAGCGCCGAUUCACCUGUGGUCAUACCGUAGCAUCGCACUGGCCCACCCGGAGUGGAAUGGUGUCUGUGUGACGGCGUCAUGUCACACCUCCUGACACCCGUACUACUUGUUGGCGGGACAAGAGGGGAAGGAGAAGAGAAGAAAAAAGAAAAGGAAUCAGACAUCUGCCGACGGCUCUUUCUUGCUGGUUCACACAAAGGCGCAAGCAAGGCCCGUCAGUUUGGUCAUCCCGCCAUCCCCGUUUCCAACUAUCGCUGGUGGUGAGGAAAACUUCGCUACUCGUCCCAGGGGAUAACAACACGAAACGAAGCCUGGUCCCUCCCUGAAAGCUGGAAUUUGACGCAACACUACAUACGACCGCUGGUAGCCCCAACCCAGCAGCACCACCCACCACAGACGAACAUCCACCACAUUCACCACCACCAACCAUAACCACACCGGCUGAGUGAGGUGCGAGGCUGGGAUUGAGCCAUUUAUCGUUGCAUCCACGGCUCAUUGAUUCGCGGUGGCCAUACCUUAGGGGAUAUACAAUAUCAAACUUGUGAGUAAGCGGUUCCUGAGAUAAGGAAGAAGGGGUCUAUUGGAGUGAGAGGGCGGGGCGAGGGUGAGGGCGAGAGAGCACGCAUCCUUACGGCAGUUGGACAGAGGAACAGGAGGAUUGAGGGGUGCAUAUCGUACCAGGGACAGCAGGAAGUAAGGUGACGGUGAGGGUGGAAUAGAGAGACAUUCAAGGGAUACCAUUGCCUCUGUCGCACCCUUCCCGUCCUUUCUGCCCCGAAGAGACUUUGAAAGGUCUGAGAUCACCAUGGUAAUAUGGACUCUCAUCGCUGUAGCACCCCUUGGAUGAAUUCCCCUUCCACCCUCCUUUCCUUUCGCUUCCGUCCCCCUCGGGCGGUUCUCUCUUGGGCUUGAGCGGGCCUAAUCCCGGUCCUUUUAUUGAUAGUUUCUUCUCGCAUGAUAUUUACGGUUGUUUCAGUUCUUUUUUUUUUUUUUUUUUUUUUUAAUCUCUCUUUUCCUUUCACUUGCACAUCCUGUUUGUUUCUUCCUCCCAUCGCAUCGGGCUCAUCUGCUUUGUGAGCCGUUCAUCUCUGUCUGUCUCUGCCUCCGGUGCUGGUUACUGGUCGGAAAGGGAUCGCUAUACACAGCAGAUCUGCCUCGUCAUAGCAUCCGCUUCGGAGUAGGCACCACCACUAGCCCGCAAGGACUACGAACCAGGAACCAGGCUUCCGCGUCCGAGCUGGAGUAGCCGCAUCCAAUUUUGCAGCCUCGUUGGAAUCUAAACCAAGGAUCCGGGUUACUGCGGACGCCAGCACUGUGGUUUGGGUCGGUUGUUGGCCUCCCUCACCGCUCUGCUACAUCCCACUGCGUUUGGCUGCAUAAUAGUCCCCUCUUCUCUGCGCGGUACAGAGGGGAAAAAAGGAAAAAAAGGAAAAUCUUUCAGCAAUUGCCCCGCUUCAGAAACGGACCCCUUGAUCUGGAUUCGUCUCGAGGUCCGUCAUAUACCCUUCGGUGUCCCUUUCCUCGUCGCACUUGUCGCCAGUGCCAGUGUCGUGCUUCACCCUGGGGCUAAGGGCCAGACAGAGACAUUGACUUUUUCCUUCUUUUGUUUCGUUAAAUUUUUACCCUCGCAUUGGGUUGCAGACUGUCCAUAUGCCACUCUCUUCGAGCUCUUCCUCCUCUUCUGAGCAAUUUUCCUGCCGUCCUCCGCCCACUCCACCCUAUAAUCCUAUCCCAAUUAAUUCGAAGAUGGAUUGCUCAGCCUCUUCGCAAUCGACCAAGAAGAACUCUUACUCACUAGAACGCUUUUUACAGGAACCUGCCUCUCCUUCUCCACGCACCGCACAUAAGUCAGGUUACCGUCCACAUAGCUCGAUGUCACGUUCACAGGCAUUACAAAGCCCAACUUCUAGCGUGGGAACGUAUCCCGGCUUGGGCCAGGCGAGCAACAGGAGGCCUAGGUUGCUUUUGAUGGGACAGCGGAGGUCUGCUUACUCUGCUUUCCUUUCAAUUGACUGUAUUGCCGAUUGGGGUCUUGAAAUGAGUGGAUUCGUGGGUGCGGAUUGGCUUACCUUUUCCAUAUAGGAGCGGGAAAUCAUCGAUUAGCUCGGUGGUGUUCCACAAAAUGCCACCUACCGAGACGCUGUUUCUUGAGUCCACAACUCGAAUCCAAAAGGACCCGAUCCAGUUAGUGCCAAUAUUCGUUCUAGAACGAGGCUUCAUUGCUAAUAUUUGGCUUCUGCAUAGCUCUUUUAUGGAUUUUCAAGUUUGGGAUUUUCCUGGCCAACUCAAUUUCCUGGACCCAACCUUCGACUUUGAUCACAUUUUUGGCGAACUCGGCGCUUUGAUCUGGGUCAUUGAUGCUCAAGAUGAGUAUCUAGAACCCCUUUCCAAUUUGCACACGACAAUCAUAGCCAUCCAGCGUUUCUACCCAGCCAUCAACAUUGAAGUCUUUGUCCACAAGGUUGAUGGACUAUCAGAUGAAUACAAACUUGACACCCAACGUGAUAUCAUGCAGCGAACCCAGGACGAGCUUUCUGAUAAUGGACUUGAUAAUGUGCAGGUCUCUUAUCACCUGACUUCGAUCUACGAUCACUCAAUAUUCGAGGCAUUCUCCAAGGUUAUUCAGAAGCUGAUUCCACAGCUGGGAACUUUGGAGAAUCUGUUGAAUGUCCUUUGCUCAAAUUCUGGAAUUGAGAAGGCAUUUUUGUUUGAUGUUCUGAGCAAGAUAUACAUCGCGACAGAUAGCAGCCCCGUCGAUAUGCAGAGCUACGAGAUCUGUAGCGAUUAUAUAGACGUGAUUGUUGAUGUGUCCGAGAUUUAUGGGUAUGCAGUCGACCCGUUAGCCGCAUUAAAUAUGCCGGCUGCUAACCCCUGAUCAUUAGAUACGACCGCAAGCCUCAGGGCCAAGUCUCUUCCCCGACCUCGGAGGCCCCAAGCGAAACGCAGCAAGAGGAAGAAGAAGCAACGCUGGAGGCGAGCAGCAUAAUUAGGCUGCAAAAUGGGAUGGUUCUUUAUCUUCGGGAAAUCAAUAAGUCAUUGCCCUUGCCCCUGUGUCUCCUUUAUUUCACCUCGAUGGAUUCGCGUGAUACCUGCCCUCCAGACUUCCCUGCCAACUGCCCGCAAUUACAGUUCAUGGGCUAAUAUGUUUUUCCGAUCGAAUAGGUACCUCGCCCUGAUCUGUCUGAUGCGUAAGGACAGCAUUGAGAGACAGGGAUUGGUCGAUUUCAAUGUUCAGGUGUUCCAAAAUGCCUUACAGCGGGUAUUCGAGGUCGGGAGGUAGUCUAAUUCUUACAUGCUGGCUGACUAACUCCCUUUCGUCUAUUUGUUUCUAAAACUCCCGUUCCUCAUUUCUACACUUUUAUUUCUCAUCAGCAUCGCUAUGGGUUUCCCUUUUCUACUCACCCCCUUCACCUCUCUUCUCCCUCUUUGUUAUUUCUUUCUUUCUCUUGGUGAUAACGACGCAGGCGCCAGGCGAUAGAUGGGAAUUCUCUCGUUUCAUAUCCUGCUUUGUCUGAAUUUCAAAUUAUCUAUCGCGUGCACGAUCUUGCAUACGAGGAGUUUUGUUAUCGGGGUGUUUUUUCUUCUGCUAUGGUAUUCAUUCUUACUUCUCGCCACGGUAAUAGUAAUGGUAUUGAAUUGUGGGAGGGGGGGGUAUUACACAUAUCGUCAUCACUGUCAUGAACCUAUAGCCCCCCUAAUAACGUGCCUAAAACCUAAGAUAAUAUAUGUCGGAUAAGUCACUCUGCGACUUCGUGACUGAACUUGCGGCAUGGAAACAAUUUGCAGUAUUGUACCGGUAUGUGGUUUUGUGCGAGCAGAAUGUGGAUUAAUCAAUAAAUAAACAUAACCGAGAGCACGUGGCUAUGCAAUGUAAUCUAUGCAAGGGCGCUUUUUUUUUUCGUUUUUUUAAAAAGGGGCAUGGUGUAAUAAUUAUAUAAUACCAGAUUCCGCA